UGCAUAAAAUUUCACCGCCGUGAAAGAUAACGAGUGUUAAUAUCUAGAGCAUGUUUCAGUACGGGGUUAGUUAUAAAUCCGAUAUAAAGAGUUUGAGGUUUAUUCACCUACUGUAAUAUUGGAUAUGAAACGGACUGACCUUGGCUGACCGUUGUUAUAAAGAUCAGUUAUAAACAAUGUCUGGACGUACAGUGAUGCGGGCCAUCCGUGUUGCCAACUAUGGUGGACCAGAGGUGUUAAAGGUCGAUCCCAAAGUUCCAGUUCCUGUCCCUACUGAUACCCAGGUAUUAGUGGAAGUAAAAGCAGCGGGAGUGAAUCCUGUAGACACGUAUAUUCGUAGCGGUUCUUUCGGAACUACCGGCCCGCUGCCAUACACCCCGGGGGCAGAUGUUGCUGGAAUCGUAUCGAAGAUUGGGGCCAAAGUAACUAAGUUUAAGCCAGGUGAUAAUGUGUAUGUGAUAAGGAAUGUUUCCGGCGGGUAUGCGGAAUGCACGGUUGCUGAGGAGAAUAUGGUUGGGAAAUUACCGAGCCAUCUGAGUUUUUCCCAGGGUGCCGGUCUUGGUAUACCAUGCUAUUCGGCAGCUCGGGCCUACAUAAAAGCGAAAGGUAAAGUAAUGCAAGGAAACACCGUACUUGUGCAUGGAGCCAGUGGAGCGGUGGGUCUAGCCUGUGUCCAGAUAGGGAAGGCCAAGGGCCUAACUGUGCUUGGGACAGCCGGAACUAAAGAGGGUCUGGAUUUGGUUCUUAAACACGGAGCAGCCAACGCUUUCAACCAUAAGGAACAGGGCUACAUUGACAAAGUACUGGAAGCCACCAAUGGCGCGGGUCCAGAUAUCAUCAUUGAGAUGUUGGCUAACGUGAAUCUAGAUACAGACAUGAAAAUAGUCAACAAGGGAGGCAUCAUAGUGGUCGUUGGAAGCAGGGGCAAUGUAGAGAUCGCCCCACGUUUACUCAUGUUUAAGGAGUCAAUUGUCACUGGGUUUUCACUGGGAAAUGCCCCACCAGAAGAAUGGGUGGAAAUGCAUCAAGUGAUAUCAGAAGGACUUACUCAAGGCUGGCUCGUUCCCAGCGUCCAAAAGGAGUAUAAGCUGGAAGAGGCCUCGUUAGCACAUGAAGAAAUUAUCAACAAUUCUGGAACAACGGGCAAUAGGAUACUAAUUAUGCCUUUUGGAGAACGUGUGCAAUGCAUCUGAAAGGAGGAAAUGCACCUAUGCACUUGGUAUGCGAAUCAGUAAAAGUAAUACUGUAUGCAGCUUCACAUCUAGAUCUGGAUUCCAUUACACAAACCCACAAACAUGUUCAUACAAACAAGAUUGAACUAUGUAUAUUUCCGGCUUACCAAAGUAUUCAACUGCCUUAAUAGGUUCUUAAAAAAUAUAUAAUCCAAUUUAAUUUAAUUUUAAUCAUAAGUUUUAUAAUUUAUAACUAAAAUCAGCUUCAUUAUUAUUUCUGGGAUGAGUUAAGUUGCAAGCUACAUUUCUCUGUUUCCACACCAAAGCCAAAUGCAUUUUGCGAUGCCGUUCAGAAUCCUAGCUGUUCUUUCCAUGCAAUGAGCACUAACAAAUUUAUCUGAACGUAUCUGUAUCUGAAUAUUGUUUCUUGGGUUACACACAAAUA
Dreissena polymorpha is the source of this 1617-nucleotide messenger RNA. RefSeq names its product quinone oxidoreductase-like. Gene Ontology annotation, molecular function: mRNA 3'-UTR binding; quinone reductase (NADPH) activity; NADPH binding. The record is from RefSeq and is a predicted model, not a curated record. Lineage: Eukaryota; Metazoa; Mollusca; Bivalvia; Myida; Dreissenidae. The transcript is spliced from 10 exons. Bases 177 to 1193 code for a protein of 338 amino acids. Gene Ontology annotation, cellular component: cytosol.